Molecule: messenger RNA, 1083 nt
Organism: Endocarpon pusillum Z07020
Lineage: Eukaryota; Fungi; Ascomycota; Eurotiomycetes; Verrucariales; Verrucariaceae
Exons: 1
Coding region: 1-1083 (360 amino acids)
Molecular function (GO): catalytic activity; iron-sulfur cluster binding
Source: RefSeq, a predicted model, not a curated record
AUGCUCGGGAAGAUAAUUGCUCCCCCAAGAGCAGGGUUACAACGCAGGACUGUUGCAAGAGCAAGUCGACAGCUUCACCUUGCGCCGCCUUUCCUUGUUGAUGAGUACAUUCCUCGAUAUCACCUGCUGUCUUCUGUGGACGCCUCUCACAAACGAUCUCUAGCUUAUGCUCAUUUGCGGCAUUGCAAUCUUUGUCCGCGUCUUUGUAGCGUCAAUCGAUAUGAGAGAUCUGGCUUCUGCCUCAUCGGCGCCGAAACUGUCAAAGUGAACGUUAUCAGCCCUCACUUCGGGGAGGAGCCCUGCAUACAGGGCCAUAAUGGUAGUGGCAGCAUCUUCUUCUCCGGCUGCAAUUUACGAUGCGUUUUCUGCCAGAACCAUGACAUUGCACAUCAAAGGAAAGGAUUCGACCUAACCCCAGAAGAUCUUGCUGACUGGAUGAUCAAACUGCAAGAUGUGGGAAAAGUGCAUAAUAUCAACUUUGUUACACCGGAACAUGUUGUUCCGCAAGUGGCCCUUGCUAUACUACAAGGACGUGAGAUAGGUCUCAAAGUUCCGAUCAUUUAUAACACGUCAGCCUUCGAUUCUCUCGAUUCCCUAGAGCUGAUGGACGGACUGGUUGACGUAUACUUGCCCGAUCUAAAAGCAUGGCACAAAGAAACAAGCAAGCGAUUGCUCAAGGCAGUCAAUUACACAGAGACAGCGAUGGAAAGUAUCAAGGCCAUGUACAAGCAGGUAGGAGACCUCACUUUCACGGGCGACGGUAUUGCGAAGAAGGGCUUGCUAGUAAGGCAUCUGGUGAUGCCCGGAAAAGAGGAUGAAGGAGUUGCAAUCAUGAAGUGGCUAGCUCAGAGCAUAUCUAAGGAUACUUUUGUCAAUAUUAUGGAGCAGUAUCAUCCUGAUGCUCAUGUCGGCAAGAAGAAAAGGGGUCCGUCUCAGCCUAGAAGUAUGAGUGAGGAGGUGAGAUAUGCAGACAUCAACCGAGCAGCUACAGCGGAUGAGGUGGGUGCUGUCACGAAGGCUGCAAGGGAGGCUGGUCUGUGGCGAUUUGCUGAAGCUGCAAAACAUGGGGGAUUCAACCUAUGA